CACACAAUCAACUUCAGUUCUCUCUACAAAUUGAAGUACCCGAACAACAAGUUCAAUUCAUCAAUGGCUGCUCGAGUUCUGUUUCUCACAUUCCUCGCUGUAACUUGCUCGGUUGCCUUGGCAUCUGAUCCUAGCCCACUUCAAGAUUUCUGUGUCGCAGAUCCUAACAAUCCAGUGAAAGUGAAUGGCUUUGUUUGUAAAGAUCCAAAUCUGGUGGAAGCCAAUGACUUCUUCUUCGACGGGCUGCGCAAGGCCGGCGACACCAAUAAUCCGGUGGGCUCGAAAGUAACUGCGGCCAAUGUGGCCCAAAUUCCAGGCCUCAACACUCUCGGCAUCUCUCUGGCUCGCGUCGAUUUCGCCCGCCACGGCAUCAACGCUCCCCACACCCACCCUCGGGCCACCGAAAUCUUGACCGUCAUCGAAGGCACGCUCUUGGUGGGCUUCGUCACCUCCAACACUGAAAACCGUCUGUUCACCAAGAUAUUGUACAAGGGCGAUGUUUUCGUUUUCCCUGUGGGUCUGAUUCACUUCCAACAGAACAUCGGCCAUGGCCGUGCGGUUGCGAUUGCAGCUCUGAGCAGCCAAAACCCAGGCGUUAUUACGAUUGCUGAUGCUGUUUUCGGGUCCAAGCCUGACAUCUCCACUGAUAUCCUUGCAAAGGCUUUCCAAACCGAUCCUGCUGUCAUAAGCAACAUUCAAGCCACGUUCUAGACAAGGUUAAAGAUUGUAACUUUAGCAGAAAUGAUAUCGUUUGACGCUUGUUGUCUCCUUCCCUUAAUUGAUUCUCAUUGUUCUUCCAGUUAUUGUUUGUGUAUGUUCUUUAUUAAAAUAUAAUAAAAUAAUUUGAAUAAAAGCUUAA
This is a messenger RNA of Momordica charantia (bitter melon), 859 nucleotides long. Its product is annotated as putative germin-like protein 2-1. The record is from RefSeq and is a predicted model, not a curated record. Lineage: Eukaryota; Viridiplantae; Streptophyta; Magnoliopsida; Cucurbitales; Cucurbitaceae. Gene Ontology annotation, molecular function: manganese ion binding.